CAUAUAAAUGGUCCUGGGUAUCACUGCUCACUCAUGUAAUCCACUUGGGUAUUGAGGCAGCCAGGCAGAUGUGAAGGAGAGGAUAGAUGGACUCCUGCUUACAGAAGGAGAUCUUCAGUAUGAUGAAAUAGAAAGACAGAAGACACUUGCAAGCUGGGGCAGUGAAGCCAGGCCAGGACAGUGCUUGUGUCAGUAAAGACAACCAGAGUUGAAUUUUGCAGGUAUUCCUGGUACACAGCUACCAUGUGCAUGAUCUUACCUUCUGUUCAGCUCACCGACAACUGAAUUCAGUGAGAGUGCCAAAGCCUCAUGAACUUUGAGGGCACAUCAGGGCAACUUCCCAAUCAGUAGUGUAGGCAUUGGUUAUGAGGAAGUGCAUAGGAAAAGAAAAUAUCAUGGGCACUAAACCUCUAAAGUUGAUUGUUACUAUUCACCACAACAGAACUACCCUGGGUACCUCUGAGAGGAAAAGACGUGUGUCCCUGUGAAGAACUGAGAGAGAGUCACAAAACAUAAACUUCCUAUAAUAAACUCUUAUGUCCCUUGUGGAGGCUGCUGGCUGAGACAAUAGGUAACAGAUCCUGUGAAGGAGGAGCAACUACAGUGGACCCCCGCAUAACGAUUACCUCCGAAUGUGACCAAUUAUGAAUGUGGAGCAGAUUGUGUUAAACUUCAGAUGUCGUCACUGCCGGACAAAUUCAACAAGCAAGCCCUCAAUCGCCCCUACAUAUCAGAACAUGCAUGGGGAGAAACUUACGGCGAACACAAGAAGCACCUCGGGUUUACUCGUGACCAUUUAGAAGAGCUACAAGAAUAUGCCAAGCAGCUGGACAUCCCACUAACAGCCUCUGCUAUGGAUAUACCAACAUUGUAUGUGUUACAUGAGCUGCAAGUUCCUUUUAUAAAGGUGGGCUCAGGAGACGUACACAACCUGCCUUUACUUCGUACAGCUGCAGCUUGCAGUAAGCCUCUAGUUAUUUCAACAGGAAUGUCAGACAUAGCCUGGGUAUCUCAAGUCUACGAGGAACUCACUAUACUGAACGACCCACCAACACCCCUCGUCUUCCUGCAGUGCACAUCUGCCUAUCCUACACCCCCAGAACAAACCCACCUCAGAGUGUUAGAUACAUAUGCUCAGAUGUUUCCCCAUGCCCACAUUGGCUAUUCUGGACAUGAGUUAGGAAUCCAUGUUACUAUUGCAGCUGUGGCUCGCGGGGCCAGGGUGGUGGAGCGCCACAUGACUCUUAACCGGAAUUGGAAGGGGAGUGAUCAUUCGUGCUCGCUGGAACCACAUGAUUUAAGAGAAUUAAUUAGGGCAAUCAGAAGUGUGGAAGCUGCUCUUGGCAGUCCACUUAAAGCUUUUCAGCCAUGCGAGGAAGCUUGUUUUGCAAAACUUGGUAAGACGCUCGUAGCUGCACGUAAAAUUCAAGCAGGACAGAUGCUGGAGGAAGGAGACUUAGUGGCAAAAGUAGCAGAACCGCGGGGCAUUCCAGCUCAACGGCUAGAUUCUCUGAUUGGGGGAUAUCUCAAUAGAGAUGUGGAAGAAGAUGAAAGCAUUAUGGAAGCAGAUGUCUUGUGAAAAUUUUUUACGUAAGCCAUAAUGAUGUUUUUGUUAUGAAUGGCUGGAACGGAUUUAGCAUUAAAUGUGUUUUAAGAGCCUACAGGUAUGGAAUGAUUAAUGAUGUGUUAAGGCUAUAAAUCAUGAUAUGACAUAGUAUGUACUGUGAGCGUAUCAUUGAUUAAGGAUGUAUGCAAACCAUUAAUCAUGCUGUAACUUAGGAUGUGAUGUGCUGUGAGUGGAUCAGUGAUUGAAUUACCCAAGGACAGUGUGCAAGCUCUUUGUGUGUCCUAAAUAAAGUGUGUCAUUUCACCUUUUAAUGCUGCUAUGAAUGUGUGUUCUGAAUGUCUGGCACAAGUUUGAAGACAUAGUGCAGUAUACAAAUGAUAUGUUAGUAUGAAUGUGGUAUAAAUGUUAUGAAACCUUGACAGAUAAAACACGUGAGAGUAGUGGCAACACACUGCUGUGAAAGUCUCCGAAGAAUGAAGAGGACAAGACAAAUUAGCACAAUAAUAUUUGAUGUGAUUAAUUAUGCAUUGUAAGAGGCAGUGACGGAGACUAACAUGUUAUUUUUUUACCCCUGCUCCAUGUUGCAUGUCAGAAUAUUUGUUACCUUUGUUUUCAUUGCUGUAAUUGCACAUUAGUAUUUUUUAGAUUUGUAUGUACACCAUAUUGGAAUGUCAUUUAGGAUAUCUUGUGAUGAUAAUUUCAGUUUCACAGUUUCACGUACUGUAUGUUAUUACUGUAUACCUUGAAGCUGUCUCUGAAGAAUGUUAUAUAUUUUAGAAUUGAUAAUUGUUAGCAUGCAUCUUUGUUAAUAAGUAAUCUGCAACAGCUGCAUUUCAGAAAGUAAAUAUCAGAUUACAUUUCAGAUAUGUAAUUUCAGCAUUUAAGAAAUAAGUGUACCAAGUGAUUCCUGGUGUAAUUUCAUGUUGCUCAUUAUCUCAUAUAUUGUUUCCUCUUGUGUAGCAGGUUAGCUCAUCCUCGGUCUGGAAUUUCCACAGUCAAUGGCACAACUCAUUUUUCAAUUAAAAUUAUAUAAAAAGGCCUGAGGAGACUUAUCAGUGGCCUUAAAAAGGCAGCUUUUAUUAGCAUGCAUAAGCAGUAAUAGUGGUCCUCUGUGAUGUAAGUUUCCUCUCAAUUUAAUUCAUGAAGUAUAUCUUGGUCCUUAAGUUUCAAAUAAGUAUUUAAAAUAUCCUUAGAGGGUCUUUUGAGUGUUAUCCCAAUGGUUAUCAUGCACACACAUAUACACAGAGGCAAAAUUUAGAACUGGAUCUUAUUGUGUCAGUCUCAGACUUCAGUUUGUCUGAAGGAUAGUUAAACUUCAGUACAGUAAUUCUUGCUCAAGUCAGUGGGAAAUCUUGUCAAAACAUAUGGUAGCGAUGUCACUCUUGGUGAUGUCACUCUUAGUGGUAAUGUCACUCUUGGUAAUGAUGUCACUCUUGGUAGUGAUGUCACUCUUAGGGGUCAGGUCAUGCCUCAACAUGAGAGAGAGUUUAUUCAGGCAGCUCUUGCUGGUACCUUGUCUGGUGCAGUAGUUUAGAGGAAGGCAGGCCCACAGUGGCUCACCUCAGAACAGGCCCUACUAGUGAAGGCUAUGGGAAACAGGCCUAGGCGUUCAUGAUCCCGAAAUUUCUAUACCUGGAGAGGGUUUCGGGGGUCAAUGCCCCUGCAGCCCAGUCCCUAACCAAUAUUUUUUUUCCUUCAAAUUAGAAUACUUACCAUAAAAAUUACAUUUUAAGGCAUUAGCUGUAUGUUGAACAGAUGUAAGAGGAUAUUGAUAUUUUAGCUAAUACAUAUUUUCAGCAUUUCAUCUUAUAUUUUGGCUAAUACAUUAUCAGUAAGGCAAAAUAUGGUGCAAAUUGUAUUCAACUUGGUGAAUGUUUGAGAUGAGUGAUUUUUAGAAGUAAAUGUGCAUUUAUAAUAUGGUACAAUUAAUCCAUAAGCAUCAGGACUGGUCAUGCUAUUGUUACUUUACAUAAUGAGGAGCUUUCUGAAGAUGAAGCUACAUUUUCUAGCCAUUUUUUUUUCAUUUUCUAUGUAUAAAGUAAUUUUUUUAACACGCUGGCCGUCUCCCAUUGAGACUAUACUAUACAUUAUAAUACUGUACAGUGUAAAUACUGUACUCUGUACAGUAACUCAGAAAAGUAUGAUAAACUAUAUACAUUAAAAAGUAUAGUCAGCCUCCCCAAGUUUGUGAGUUACAUUCCUAGAGUCUCAUGAAUCGAGAAUCUGUGAAUCUUGUUUAAAAAUUGCUUUCAUUUUGUAUUCUGGAAGCUCUGUCUCUUAAUUAUUAGCUGUAAUUUGGUUUAUUUUGACAAAAAAAAAAGAAUGAGCAGAGAGAAAAGAGGUUUGAGUAUGGGUAAAUAUACUUUGAGUACAACUUGAGUGAAAUUCAGUGAUUAAUUUCUCAAUUUAAUAAUGAUGCGAGAAGCCCCAAAAAGUUGGCAAAAAAUGAGAGAACUCAAAUUUAUUUAUAGGUUGCCAUCAGUAUUUGUCAUAGUUCACAAUUUUUGCAGAAUAGACACCUCAUUAAUCUGAAUGGCUGACUGCAUUACUGAUUGCACAAGCAAUAGCCUUAUGGCAUGAUGCAUAGCAGGGAAUAGCUAGAGAUAGUAAUGGCAGUAUCAUAAACCUUCUCAGUAUUCAAACUAAUGAAUGUCUAUGAACUGGUAUAUUUGGCUUUAAUUUUACCAAUGAUUAUUUGGUUAUAUUAAUUUGAAGUUCCAAUGCAUGUGUUAAUUGGAAGUUCCAAUGCCUGUGUUCAUUGCAAGUUCCAAUGACUGUUAAUUGAGAGUUCCUAUGACUUUGUUAAUUAAAAGUUCCAGUGACUAUGUUAAUUGGAAUUUGUUAAUUGGAAGUUCCAGUGACUGUGUUAAUUGAAGUUCCAAUGACUGAUAAUUGGAAGGUCCAAUGACUGUUAAUUGGAAAUUCCAAUGACUGUUAAUUGGAAGUUCCAAUGACUGUUAAUUGGAAGUUCCAAUGACUGUUAAUUGGAAGUUCCAGUGACUUAAUUGGAAGUUCCAAUGACUGUUAAUUGGAAAUUUCAGUGACUGUAUAAUUGGAAGUCCAGUGACUGUGUUAAUUGGAAGUUCCAGUGACUGUGUUAAUUGGAAGUUCCAGUGACUGUUAAUUGGAAGUUCCAGUAACUGUUAAUUGGAAGUUCAAAUGACUGUGUUAAUUGGAAGUUCCAAUGACUGUGUUAAUUGGAAGUUCUAAUGACUGUUAAUUGGAAGUCCAGUGACUGUGUUAAUUGGAAAUUCCAGUGACUGUGUUAAUUUGAAGUUCCAGUGACUGUGUUAAUUGUAAGUUUUAUUUGUGUUACUCGUAGGCUUGUUUUUCAAAUUCAUUUUAUUAAGAUGAAGAUAAACCCAUCAACACCUACAGUUAUUCUUCGUACUUCUUUUUUCAGUUGACACUGUAUUCAUAGUAAUUAUGACUGUGCCAGUUUUCUAAAUAUCAGCUGUUACAGUUUGAUGUAGCUUAUGCAGUGGGUAAUAGCCUGUAACCUUAUUUAGGUUGCACUCCCUUACUAAGCCACUCCAUAGUAGUAGUAUUUUUAUUUAAAAGACAAAGCCUCCAAGUGGAGCAUUUUGGAUCACAUGUUAUCAGGAGGGACCCUGCCUUCUUAAUGAGCCAAAUGACAAUGCAGAUAGCAAUGUCAUUACCCUUAUGAAAAUAUUAUUAGAAACAUUAAUAAAAAGUCAAGGAUGUCAUGUAAAAUAUGAAGCUGGAAAGAGAAGAAUCCUUGUUAAUGAAGGAUAACAAAUUAACCAGUUUUGUGUUAUUGUUCGAAGAUGUUACACGUGUGAAGACCUACAGAAACAGAACGUCAUAUCUGAUGAUAGUUACUUAUGUAAUGGUAGUCAAUGAAACGUAGGUACAGCAUCAUGCAUCGUAACAGAAUAUAAAACCUAGAAAUAAUUUUUAACUUAAUUUUCGGUUUAUUUCAAUAGUGGUUGACAAAUAUAUUUUCUGAAUGUUGCAAAUUACAUAAAUAUAUAAUGUAGUGUAUUUUAGUAGAGGACUGUAUCCUAAAUACAGUACUUUACUGUUUUAUAACAUAUAGAAGGGCCAAACUUAUACAGCAGGUUAGGUUCCAGGCUACCACUGUAAAGUGAAUCAUAGUUUUCUUUCACUUUCAAAUCCAUAUGAAAGCCUGAUAGCACGUUUACACUAUCAUAUAUUAAGUGAGCAAUAGAGCUAGGCCAUAAGAUGCAGUAUAGGAGUGCCCCGCUUUACAGCAUUUCGUCAGUGCAACGGUUUUCAGUUAUAAUUAUUCUUCACUACUCACUAUAAGCUAAAAUUGAAAAUAUUUUCAAUAAGUAAUGCAUGUACUGUAUAUACAUUUUUUAGGCCUAACUCUGUUGCUCACUUAACACAUGAUAGUGUAAACAUGUUAUCAAGCUUUUAUGUGUACAGUGGACCCCGGUUUACGAUAUUAUUUCAUUCCAGACGUAUGUUCAGGUGCCAGUACUGACCGAAUUUGUUCCCAUAAGGAAUAUUGUGAAUUAGAUUAGUCCAUUUCAGACCCCCAAACAUACACAUACAAACGCACUUACAUAAAUACACUUACAUAAUUGGUCGCAUUGGGAGCUGAACAUAAAGCGGGGGUCCACUGUAUUUGAAUGUGAAAAAAAAGCUGUUUGACUUUACAGUGAAUUUUGGUUUAGAGCAGUAGCCCAGAACCCACCUGCUGUACAAGCAAGGUCCUCCUGUAUAUUAAAUUCAGAUUUAUAUUGAAUUAAUUUUUCUAACGAAGAUGGUAGUGUGAAUUUUAGAAAAUAUUUAAAUAUUUUUUUUAAAUUUGAAGCAAAGUUACUAAGUUAAUAUAUCAAAAUAUGGCUUAAUUUUGGUAUCCAGUAGCCCUGUCUGCUGUUAUGAAGAUAUUUAUUUUAUCUGUUCAUGUAAUAUUCACAACAGAAAAUUCUAAAUCUUUGCAAGAUCAGCAUUUUCAAAAUUUCAGAUCCUUAAAUAAUACAAAUCAUUUUGUUAUAUAUGUUUUUUUAAGGAAUAAAGAGAUACAUUUGCUCACUGUUUAGUACAACUUGGUGUAGUUCAGAAAAUUUAAGGGAUACAAAUAUCAUCAAAAUUAAAUAGUCAUACCCCGCCCUACAUCAUUAAUUGAUUCCUAGAGUUGUGACAUAAUCCGGUUUUUGACGUGAACUAGACAUAAUGCCCUAAAAAUACCUUAAAAUGACAACAAACACUGUAAAACUAUAACUAUUGCUAAACCUUAAAGAACACUAAAAGCACAUUUUAGUCAUAUUUUUAAAGAAUAAUGAACACAGUUAAAAAAAUUAUGACGUAGGUGACGUUGCUGAGUGAUGUAAAGUCGGAUGUAACAAUGUUCACUGAACUGAAAUUUACUUUAGAAAAGUGGUGUCAAGGCGAAUUUGAUGUAGACUGAAAUGACAUAAAGCGGGGUAUGACUGUACAGUAGCUGACCUUAUUUUUUUUUUUUUUUUUCAAUUUAAACAUCUCUACAUUUAACAACUUAUACAAUCUCUUGCUUCCUCUACAAAUUUUCAGCGAGAUGAUGGCCACAAGCAAGACGCUUUCCCAGUUUAUAAUUAUCUUACUAUCUCUCACACCUUUUAUGGAUAGACUGCAGAAACACAUGGCUUAUUUGUUGAAAAAUUAUAUACAGUACAGUAUGACCCUGAUUAAUGAUGUUUUGCACACUCAACAUUGUUUCUUGGAACUACUAUAGUUAAUUACGUGCAAAAAAGUGACUUGCAUUUUCAUUGGUGGGUCUAUUUACUAAGCUUAAUAUAAUCAAGAAACAGCCCUUCCAAUGAGCAAGACAGGAUCAACAUUCGAGGUAAAUAGUAUACUCAACGUAUUGUUAAAUAAUUUAGUUAUACAGUAUUAUUUUAUUGUUUAUUUAAUGUGAACACAUUGUAGAAAUAUUCAUUUGUUAAAGCAUAUUAAAGGUAAAAGACCGGGUGAAAAAUUAAUGUGGGAAAACACUAACCGAAAUUAAAUAUGGAAAAUUAGGGCUGAGGAAUGCAUUAAUCCAUUUGACAUUAUUUCUUAUGAGCUCUGAAUAUGAUUGGAAAUUGGAAAUUAUCCUUGUAUAGUGACCAUCAUCAUGUAGUAACCAUCAGAGAUGAUCAUUCUGUUGUAUUAUACUAUUCCCUUCAAGUAAACGUUCCCUAAAUAAUUUAUCCUUGGUGUUUUGCUUAAAUAUUAGAAUAUUUUCUGAGAGCAUAAUGCAGUAACCCAGUAGGUUCUUGAAAUUGCUUGCCCAUGGGACAUACAUUGUUAAAACAUCUCAAAAUAGUUUAACAUGCUGUGCAUACAAUACUACAAUACUGAAAUUUUAAUGUUGGCUGAGAGUUUUCUUUAAAAAAAAAAUGGUUUAAUGUGCAAUUAUUCAAAGAACAGUAAAUAUUUUUUCAAUAGCUUUAACCCCUGUGAUUUAUGAGAGUACUGCAUGGAUGUGUGCAGGGCCAUCUGAACCGUGAUGUUUGUGUGCUUCUGGUAAGACAGUCGUGGAAUGAUUAACAGUGAAGAUGUUUCCUUUUUUCUAUAUCUUACCUCAGUGGGAGACAACCAAUGUAUUAACAACAUACAUACAUACACACAUACAUAUGUGUAUAAAUGUAUCAGCUAAUUUUGCUGAAAAUAAUCAACAGUUUUGGAGAGAGGUAAGUUGAGAAAGUGUGGGAAGCAAAUGUAUUUGGUAGUCAAUGGGGCAUUGGACUUUCUGGCACAGUGGAGAGAAUAUUUUGAGUUUUUAAAUGUUGAUGAAAAAGGAGAUGAUGAUGUUAUACCUCCUUACCAACAGUAUAACAUUUUGUAGGAGUAAGGAAGAGCCAGGAGCGAGGAGGGAAGAGUAAGACGGAGUCAAGUAGUUGACAGUCUUAAUUAAACUGAUAUUCACUCUCAAGAUAUCUAACAAGUGGAUGUGCUAAAAUUAGUUCACAGGAAAUAAGAUAAUUUAUUUAAGUGGAUGAGGAUAAAAUUUCACUUAAAAUUGAACUAAAUUAAGAAUGUUAAUUAUGGCCCAGUUAACGAAGUGUCUGUGAUAAUAUACUCAAGAUAGAUCAAUCUGAAUGUGUAUGGUUUAACUGUAAACACUAAUGAGUGAUAUGCUUUCAUGAUAUUGUUGAAAUAUGACAAAAAUAUUUAACACAAUGCAGUUUAGCUGUAGAAAUAGAGACAUUGUUCUCUAUUACAUUAUUUGUAAACUAUGAACUCCUUUGGUGUUAUCCGUUACAAAAUAUUCAUGUGCUGUGAGGUUCAAGUGUUAACUAUUUUUAUGCUUCAGUCAGACCUGAUUAUCCCACUUCAAGUAUAGCAUAUCUGCCCCUUGUAUCAUCACCAGUGUCAAGUUGUUAUGCACCUCUAAUACAAAAUGGUGCUCUACUUGGUUAAUUCAUUUCCCAAAACCAACAGUUGUGUUUCAGAAUGUGGAGUCAUAACCACAGUCUGCCAUGGUGAGCCUUCACCAUUCUCUAAGAUGGCAUCACCUUUUGGCAUUAUCACUAUACUAAGAUGUUUUAAGAUAAUGCAUCACUCUGUUGAGUAAUCACUAUACUCCAGACUAAUAAAUCACAAUUAGCAGCCAGCAGUGCACUUUAGGUUAAUACAUAAAAUUAUGGGAUCAUAGAGGCACAGUACUUCAAAUUGCAACACUGCUCAGUAGAGUACUUAUUUGUACCCCACCUGUACUGUUGCAUAGUGGGGUCAUCAGUACACUUCGGGCUUGACCAUCAAUCAUAGAAUUACCAAUAAUUCAUGACCUCCGUACUCUUUUUGGCAAGAUGUAACCGAACUUUGUAUGUAGAUACCCUAUUACUAUAUUGUCACGAAACUAUAGGCACGCAAACAACACUACUGCAUCACCAAACUAUAAAGAUACAAACAAUAUUACUGUGUCAGUAGUGCACUACUGACAACUGCAUUCCCAAACUACAGGCAAGCAUACAAACAAUACCACUGCAUCACUAAACUACAAGCAUGUGCAUCCAUGCUUCUGUGUCACUGUGCUUCUGUAUCACCAAGCUACAGGCAAACACAAAUCAUACUACUCCAUCACCAUGCUACUUAACACCAAACUAAAAUAUUGCAGCCAUUUUUCACUUGCUGAAAAGCAACACAAUUUCUGAUACUGUAUAAUGUAGUUUGAUGAUGAAUGACCACCAAAUUCCCUCUCCCUCACGACGAGUAAUGCUCAAGAUUAUCACGCAGACUUACAAAGCUUCCUGCAGCCAACAUAUUUGUAAUUAUAUAGACUAUAUGCAUUUAAUUUUUACCUAAUCUUAUUGUUCAAUUAUUCAUUAAUGUAAUAUAUACCAUUAUGUUCACUAGUAAGGUUGUAACCGAUGUUUGCAGUAGAUUAAAAUAUUAUCUAAACUAAUUAUGACAAUUUUUGUUUACUAAAGCUUAAUGUCCCUUUUGUAGUGUCUUGGUGUUUUAAUAUUAAAAAGAAACUACAGUGGUGCUCAUCUGCAAGGCUAUGGGUAGGAUUUGAAGAGUUAUUCUAUGCAGGGGAGUCUUUAAACAAGGUACCAACAGUAUAUAAAAAUAAUGCAAAAUACUUAUAUUUAUAAUUAAAAUCAUGUUGCAGUGCUUCAUUCUUAUCCAGUCAUCAGUGAUUGAGAAAUUGCUGUUGAAUUUCUCAAGGAUGUCAAUGUACAGAGCUGUUUAUACGAGCUUUUAUGAUGUGAAAGAGGGACACAUGAAGAACUUGGAUGCAGUUUGUCACACACUUUAGAGAAGAGGUUACAUUAGAGCUUUUAACUUAAGUGCACUAGUUUUUUUUAAUAGUUUAAAUAUAGAUUAAUCAAUUUUAUUGAUCUACUUUUUGAAGUUCAGAAACAAAAAAAAAAAAAAAGUUUGGAGGAGAUUUCAGAUCCUUCCCAGUAUUGCUUGAACUUAGCAUCAGUCUUAGAAACGAUGGUCUCUCAGGGUUUGUUUUUUGUAUUGUUUUUCAAAUAUUGAUGUUUACCUUUUUAGGUGACUUUAUAGAUUGUAAAUAAAUCUACCACAUCUC
Cherax quadricarinatus is the source of this 10562-nucleotide messenger RNA. RefSeq names its product N-acetylneuraminic acid synthase (gene NANS). The record is from RefSeq and is a predicted model, not a curated record. Lineage: Eukaryota; Metazoa; Arthropoda; Malacostraca; Decapoda; Parastacidae. Gene Ontology annotation, biological process: carbohydrate biosynthetic process. Gene Ontology annotation, molecular function: N-acylneuraminate-9-phosphate synthase activity.